AUGGGUCAUUUAAAUAUUCAAUUCCAACCAGAUGCACCGAUGUAUGAUUGGGUGGAUGAAAAUUUGACAGGCACUUCUUCAACUUUGAGCAUUGGGGCCACCCCGCUUGAUGCUGACAUUAUGGUUGGAAAAUUUUCAGAGUGGUUGGUCCUUUCGGUACCAGAUGAGAAUAGGAUAUGUAGCUCUUUUGACAUCUUCAUGAGCUUGUUCUAUAGCGUGGACAAAGUAAGCAAGAUGCAUAUGUUCUACCGCCUUGCAUACGCUAAAGUUUUGACAGUGGAGGAACAAUUGUUGCCUCUAUCUUCAAACAUGAGGACUUGGGAUGAGGAACAACCAUCUCCUCGGGGAAAGGCUUCUCUGAAACAAACUCGUUUUACUAAGGACGAUGAUUUCAGGGAGGUGAGUCCUUUCAUAAAGAUACUAGAUAUUUUCUCUUCUUAG
This is a messenger RNA of Vicia faba (fava bean), 441 nucleotides long. NCBI's taxonomy places the organism in Eukaryota, Viridiplantae, Streptophyta, Magnoliopsida, Fabales, Fabaceae. The record is from the annotation of a GenBank genome assembly.